Fundulus heteroclitus (mummichog) is the source of this 972-nucleotide messenger RNA. Its product is annotated as leukotriene B4 receptor 1-like. Gene Ontology annotation, biological process: G protein-coupled receptor signaling pathway; immune response. The record is from RefSeq and is a predicted model, not a curated record. The transcript has a single exon. Gene Ontology annotation, molecular function: G protein-coupled receptor activity. The coding region runs from base 1 to 972 and encodes 323 amino acids. Gene Ontology annotation, cellular component: membrane. Lineage: Eukaryota; Metazoa; Chordata; Actinopteri; Cyprinodontiformes; Fundulidae.
AUGGAGCAACUAAACUCCACUGUGGUCAUCUCUAACAUGUCUUCUUUAGGACCUCUUCUACAUCGCUCCUGGAACUUCAAGGAUGUCAUCCCUGUGGUGAUGCUGUGCCUCUGCUGCUUACUAGGAGUUCCCGGAAAUAUUGGUGUGAUUCUUCUCAAGCCAAACUGGCUCCAUCUUUCCAGUGUGAGCAGGAGUUUAAUGCUGAACCUUGCCAUUUCUGACUUGCUCUGCCUCCUCACCCUUCCACCAUGGAUUUACAGUCUACUGUACGGCUGGAGCUUCGGCCUGGUGGCCUGUAAGGUUCUAGCCUACCUUGUGUACUGCACCAUUUAUGGCAGCCAGCUGACAGUGACUGUAUUGAGCAUCCAGCGCUAUCUAAUAGUGGUACGUCAGAAAAGAUUGCCUGAGAUGAAAAAUGCAAUGCUCCUGGUUGUGCUCUGGAUGGUUGCUUUCAUUCUGUCAAUCCCGGUUCUGGUGGUUCGACAGCUGUCAACACAUCAGCAGCAGAUAGUUUGUCAAUCUCAAUAUUCUUCAGAGGCCCAGGGUGUGGUUGUGCUGCUGGCUGAGACUUUGUUUGAUACUUUUUCUUUUUCUGUCAUAGUAUUUUCAUACAAGCACAUCCACAGGAAGAUUAACCGGGCAGCAUUUUUCAACAAUCCACAGACAACUCGACUAGUGACCAGUAUCAUUGUAAGCUUUUUUGUCCUGCGGACUCCGUAUCAUGUCAUAAAUGUGCUGGGCGUUGCUGCUAUGUGUUUAAAAAACAAGAGUCUUUUAGAUUUUUGUAUAAAAAUGUGGGACAUUGUUAAAGCAUUUACAUUUGUAAAUAGCUGGCUGAAUCCUCUUCUGUAUGCAUUUACUUCUAACAUCAUUUGUACAGUUUGUCGAAAAAAGGAACAGCGACAAAGACAGAGCCUCCAAAACAUCCAAACACCAGACAUGAGUACCGUGGAUAGACAUCAUGAUAUUUAG